Messenger RNA from Saccharomyces eubayanus, 3273 nucleotides. RefSeq lists its product as uncharacterized. Bases 1 to 3273 code for a protein of 1090 amino acids. The record is from RefSeq and is a predicted model, not a curated record. Gene Ontology annotation, cellular component: tubular endosome; plasma membrane; transport vesicle. Gene Ontology annotation, biological process: early endosome to late endosome transport. Gene Ontology annotation, molecular function: SNARE binding; guanyl-nucleotide exchange factor activity. The transcript has a single exon. Lineage: Eukaryota; Fungi; Ascomycota; Saccharomycetes; Saccharomycetales; Saccharomycetaceae.
AUGUCAAUUUACCAUCUGCCAACGCUACUGAACCCGUUGAUUAACGCUAUAUUUAACUGCCCUGAACCAGACAAAUCGCCGUUGAAGAAGCUUUUCGCUAAUUUGCAAACCCGUAGGUUUAUUCUUCUGGCGCCUCCUUCCCACCUCCUGUUGAACUAUCACGAUGUUAAAACUAAACUGCCAUUACAUGAGCUUUGUUAUAAUGCUGAUUUUAUCAACUCCCACAUAUUGUUAACUACUGAGAACUCUUAUAUAAACACGACUUUACGAGACGAUCAUUACGAAACUUUAGAUGGUAAGACUGUAGUUAUUCAAUGGAAAAAUAAUGUCAUUCACACUUUGAAUGGAUUCUCUCUCAGGCGAAGACUUAAAAUUUUGGAUACGAAAAUAUUACCCAAUUUCAAUGACUACUUUGAAGGGGCUGAAUAUUUCGCUAUAUUAUAUAUAGAUCAGCCUCUAGGUUGCGAAUUUGUUCCUAACGACUACUUGCACUGUUUCAAUAGUUAUGAGGAAAGUCCAAAACUUGCACGCAAUGCACCCAACUUGCUAAUGGAUACUUCCCAACUAGAAAGAUCAUCAUUUGAGAAUAUAUUACAUAUUCAUCCGGCUUGGUUAACACAACUGGGUCAAUUGUUUUCCAAUUACAGAAGAGUUGCUCCUAAUGACGAUCCUUCGAAGAAAAUGUUUGAAGAACUUGUAGAACAAGCAUUUGAUGGAAUGAAAUCUGACUCACUUUUCAAAAACUUUUCUAACCUUUAUGAUCUCAUACACGACUAUUUUGAGCUGAAUCUUUAUGAAGACAUUUGGUCCAGACUUACAAUACAUUUCAAAGGCUAUGAAGUAGAUACUGAUAACUGCGAAUAUUUUUCAGUAAACCAGCUAUUAACAGAUUUUUACUCAAAAGACUUUGACAGCUUUAAGCUAAGUGACAUCACUUUUAUUGAAAGGCACGUUAGUGCAGCGUCCAAGAAUUUUCAAAAAUUGACUUUAAGCCAUUCCUACGCAGAAAAAUCUAAGAUAUUAGUUGAGACUUUACAACAACUAUCAGGAACCAGUGACAUAAGCUCCCAACAAUCGGAUCUGUCAAAUGGUUUCAAUAAUCUGACAAUGGAUGCGGACACCCUAAUAAGCCUUUUCGUACUUGUUGUUUGCAGAAGCGAACAAAAGCACUUAAGAAGCCAUCUUUACUACCUACAAAAUUUUUCGAAUAACUCCUCCUCAUCAAAAUUCGGAAUUUUGGGGUAUGCUAUCUCUACACUAGAGGCUGUGGUUUGCUAUUUUGAAAACUUCAACAAAAAUACUAAUAACGUGGCAAAGGCCAAUUUAUUGUGCAAAAAAACCAGAGACCUAUUAGACAAAUUGUCAUGUGAAAACCCCACAAACGAAGUAAAUGAUCUAGCAUCAUACAAGGAUAUCUUGGCAUACAGGAAUGAGCAAGGACAAUCCAUCUUAUCUAUAUGUAUAACCAAUAAGAAAAACGACAUUUUAUUAGAUGUCCUUUCUGAAUAUGAAACACUUUUUCCAAUAGAGGACAUUUUGGAAGAUGAAACUAUUGACGGUUCCACGCUACUCAUAGACUCAAUCAAAGCAGGGAAUAUCGAGGCUACAAAAAUUCUUAUCAGGAUUUUGCUGUUUAAUUGCACUGAUGAAGAAUUGGUUACGUAUAUUAACAAAACGGAUAAAUAUGCGCGUUGUGUAGCACAUUACCUAACUCAUGAAAUGGAUAUACUCAAAAGCAUUGGAAGCUAUAUAAAUUGGAAGCAAAAAAACUCCAGUGGGCAAACACCUUUAUUUUCUAUAUUUAGAAGUUACGAUCAACCAAAUUAUGAAGAAAUGGUGAAGGUGGCCUUCAAUAUUGCAAAUUCUUGGUAUCAAAACCACAACAGUUCAUUUGGUUAUUCAGAUCAUACAGACAACAAAGGCAAUAGCUUACUACAUGUUUUGAAGACAGACGUGUCAAUUCUUUUGCAACUAGCUAAGUUGAAUAUCAACGGAGAAAACUACAAGGGUUUAACUCCAUUGAUGGUAUACGUCAAGUACAAAAGGAUAAGCAAUAUUGACGCUAUUACAAAAGAUCAUAGAUUAAUACUAGAGAAGGUUCAAAACUCCACUUUCUUUACUUGUUUUGAUUAUGCAAAGGAUCGUUUGGUACUGAGCAAGAUAGGAGAAAGAGGAGCAAAUGAUUCAAUUUUCGGAUUGAUUUAUCUUCAUACUCUUCGGUAUCAUAAUUUAAAUGCUACAGUGAAUGUGACAUCUGUUUCAAAUACAGAGGAGCCUUUCGUAACAACUGUUAUCAAUAUGAAAACAAUUCAAGGUUUGCUACGUUCAAUCUUGAAGGACAAUCCAUUUACGUUUUUACCAAUAGAUAAUUAUAUCGAUGGAAUUUCGCAUUUAAACCGAUCUGAUAUGACAAUAAUAGGGAAAGCAGAUGUCAGAUCCCUACUGCACAAAUUAACUAACUGCUUCAACGUGCUUCUCUUCUUAAAGAAAGUUCCAGAAAAUUUAUUCACCGACGAAGCCUCUGUUUUGUACUGGAUGCGUAUAAACACUUCCAGAAGAAAUCAGAAAUCGCCCAGUAAAGAAAAUCCCAAAACAAUGGAACCAGAGGAAAUUAAUAUGAUACAGAGCUUUUUACGUUUCAAUUUUGAUGAAAUAUUGUCAUUCAAAGCGAGCCUGAAUAUUUUGAGAAAGAUCUUAAUAUUCCUUAGCUUAAAAUCUAGUGACUUUGAAGACGCUUAUGCCAGCCUUCUGAAAAUGGGUAGGAAGGUCACCAAUGCCAAAGCUGCCGAUGCUUUUACAACGAGCAUAACAAAUAAUAAAAUGUUUAGCGAUUUGUCGCUAGAUGAAUUGCUGGAGCAUGUGCGAUUUUUGGAAGAAUGUACCGUUCAGCUAUUCAAAUCCAUCCAGACAAUACUGUUUGAUAGAAUCCCAAACUGGUGGAAACAUUACGGUGAACUCUUGAGUUUGCACAAAAACUACCGGAAGGCAUUUCCUAGUACAGUUAAACCAAAAAGUACGGCUGGUACCGCUAGUCAUAUUCCACUUGGCGGUUUUAUUGAAACCAAACGCGAACAGUCAGAGCAGCGGCUGUCUGUUCAAAUCAAGGCUUCUUCAAAAAUCCUCAAAGAACUUGGAAGUGAGAUAUUUUCUGCUCAUGAAAAGUUGGCUGAAGAGUUAAGCAAUUACAUGGAAUUCAGGAAAGCAUGUCUGGAUCAACGUACUAUUGUAGCAUUUGCUAUAAAAAACAUCAGCGUUCUCCAAGAAUGUAUAUAA